AUGAAGCGUAGCAAGCAUCGAGCCUCCAAGGAUGAUGGCAAAGGUCAAGAUGAGCCGGCCAUCCUAGAGACGGAGGAUAUGAGGAUGCCAGACCCGGACACCAUCUCACUCGCAUCCGUCACUGCCGUCACAACCAAUAUCUCCAAUAAGAGAUCAAAGCCUGACAUCAAGAUUGAGCCUAGUGCCGGAAGACCAGUUGAUUUCCAAGUCAGUGUCACUGUGAUUGAGGCCAGACAGCUGGUGGGUCUGAACAUGGAUCCAGUGGUGUGUGUAGAAAUUGGUGAUGAAAAAAAAUACACCUCAAUGAAGGAGUCGACCAACUGCCCUUACUACAAUGAGUACUUCGUUUUUGACUUCCACGUUCCUCCUGAUGUCAUGUUUGACAAGAUCCUGAAAGUGUCAGUUAUCCACUCUAAGAAUCUUUUGCGAAGUGGCACGCUGGUCGGGAGCUUCAAGCUUGACGUGGGCACAGUUUAUACACAACCUGAACAUCAGUUCUUCCACAAAUGGGCCACUUUAUGUGACCCCGAUGACAUCACUGCAGGAUGCAAAGGCUAUGUCAAGUGUGACGUCGCAGUUGUUAAAAAGGGCGACACUCUGAAAACUCCACACAAAACAAAUGAAACGGAUGAGGAUGACAUCGAGGGUAAUCUUCUGUUGCCGGAUGACGUCCCAGCUGAGCGUCAAUGGGCAAAAUUCUAUGUGAAAAUCUACCGAGCUGAGGGGUUGCCCAAAAUGAACACCAGCAUUAUGGCAAACGUCAAAAAAGCCUUCAUUGGAGAAAAUAAGGACUUGGUUGAUCCGUAUGUCCAGGUGCAAUUUGCAGGACAGAAGGGAAAAACUUCAAUUCAGAAGAGCAGCUAUGAGCCGAUCUGGAAUGAGCAGAUCGUUUUCACAGAGCAGUUUCCACCUCUGUGCCAGAGAAUGAAAGUCCAGAUCCGCGAUUCGGAUAAAGUGAACGAUGUGGCCAUCGGAACGCACUUCAUUGACCUGCGGAAGAUUGCUAAUGAUGGAGACAAAGGCUUUCUUCCGACUCUUGGGCCGGCUUGGGCCAACAUGUACGGCUCCACACGCAGCUACACGCUCAUGGACGAGUACCAGGACCUGAAUGAAGGACUAGGGGAAGGGGUUUCGUUCAGGGCCCGGCUGCUGAUCAGUCUGGCUGUGGAGAUACUGGAUACCUCCUCUGCUGAAGUAAUGUGCUCCACUGAGGUGCAGGUGGAGGGAGUUCCCAACAUCUCAGAUAAUGCCACUGGAAAAAUUGAGGAGUUCUUUCUCUUUGGAUGUUUCCUUGAGGCCACUAUGAUUGACAGGAAGAUUGGAGACAAACCCAUCAACUUUGAGGUUACAAUAGGAAACUAUGGCAGUGAACUCGAUACUCCAACCAAGCCAAAAACAAAGAAGAGGAAGGGUGGCGAUGACGAGGAGUCUGAGCUCAUUCACGGCUCUAGUGACGAGGAGGUGGAUGAUGGUGGAGAUAUGACCUCAGUUUCCAGCACUCCUCCAAUGAAGCCAGUCAUCACUGACAGAAACUAUUUCCACCUCCCGUACUUUGAGAGGAAGCCCUGCAUUUUUAUCAAGAGCUGGUGGCAGGACCAAAGAAGACGACUUUAUAAUGCAAACAUCAUGGACAGAAUUGCAGAUAAAUUGGAAGAAGGGUUAAACGAUGUGCAGGAGAUCAUUAAAACAGAGAAAGCCUAUCCUGAGCGCAGACUCAGAGGAGUCCUGGAGGAACUCAGCAUUGGCUGCAGUACCUUUGUAACUUUAGCAAACAAUGAUCAGAAUCAGACUGGGAAGACUAAACUGGACCGGGAGAGACUGAAAUUAUGCAUGCAGGAAUUGGAAAACAUGGGCCAGCAAGCAAAGAAUAUGCGAUCCCAAGUAAAGAAAAGCAACGUGAAAGACAAAAUAAAACUGGCACAAAACUUCCUCCACAAGCUGAGAUUCUUUUCUGAUGAGCCUCAGCAUAGUGUUCCAGAUAUUUACAUAUGGAUGAUAAGCAACAACAAGCGCAUUGCAUAUGCCCGCGUUCCCUCCAAAGACAUCCUCUUCUCUUCUGUAGAGGAAGAAACCGGAAAGGACUGUGGGAAAGUCCAGACCACCUUUUUCAAGCUCCCUGGUAAGAAAAGCUUUGGACCUGCAGGCUGGACCGUUCAGGCUAAAACUGAGCUGUAUCUGUGGCUCGGCUUGAACAGGCAGCGUAAGGACUACUUGAGCGGCCUACCAAAUGGGUUUGAGGAGAACAAGGCAGUAAAAGGGCCUGGCAUACAGUCCUCACCCCCUAUAAGCCUGAUGUACACCAUGAAGCAGAUCUUCCAGCUGAGGGUUCACAUGUAUCAGGCUCGCAGUCUGUUUGCGGCCGACAGCACGGGCCUGUCAGACCCUUUUGCCAGGGUAUUUUUUUCUACUCACAGCCAGGUCACAGAGGUCCUGAAUGAGACGUUGUGUCCUACAUGGGAUCAGCUGCUGGUGUUUGAUAAUGUGGAGCUCUAUGGUGAGGCUGGUGAACUGAGGGAUGAUCCUCCUAUAAUCGUCAUCGAGAUCUAUGAUCAGGACACUGUCGGAAAAGCCGAUUUCAUGGGUAGGACAUUCGCUAAACCUAUAACCAAGAUGUCAGAUGAGCAUUAUGGGCCGCCACGCUUCCCUCCUCAACUGGAGUACUACCAGAUCUACCGGGGAAACGGCACUGCAGGAGAAAUGCUGGCGGCCUUUGAGCUGCUGCAGAUUGGACCAGCUGGAAAGGCCGACCUGCCCCCAAUAGAUGGACCUUCAGAUAUCGAUCGUGGUCCAAUCCUGCCUGUUCCUAUUGGCAUAAGACCUGUCUUGAGUAAAUACCGAAUUGAGGUUCUCUUCUGGGGCCUGAGGGACUUGAAGCGGGUGAAUCUGGCUCAAGUAGACCACCCCCGUGUGGACAUCGAGUGUGCAGGGAAAAGCAUUCAAUCAGCGCUAAUUCAGAACUACAAGAAAAACCCCAACUUCAGCACUCUGGUGAAGUGGUUUGAAGUGGACCUGCCUGAGAACGAGCUCCUCCAUCCUCCUCUGAACAUCCGUGUGGUGGACUGCCGGGCGUUUGGUCGUUACACACUAGUCGGCUCUAAUGCUGUCACAUCUCUACGCAAAUUCAUUUACAGGCCAUCGGACAAAAGUGUCAGUAACUGGUCUGCCAUGGAGGAGGUUGUGAUCCACACAGUGCCAGAGCCAGCUGUGAAGAAGACUGAGACAGUGGUCAAACUCGACUCAGCAUCUGAUGCUGUGGUUAAAGUCGAUAUGCCAGAUGAUGAGAAAGGUGGGAAAGGGAAAAAGAAGCGGAAGAAGGGUGAAGAGGUGGAAGAGGAGGAGCUGGAUGAAAGCAUGCUGGACUGGUGGUCCAAAUACUUUGCCUCGAUUGAAACACUGAAAGAGAUCAUUAAAGCUCAGGAAGCAGAAGCUGAAGAAAGGGAAAAUUUUGACUCUGGAGAGGGGACCAAGAAGAAGAAGAGAGGAAAGGGGAACAAGAACAAAGCCACGCCUGGGGAGGGAGCACCAGAGAAGAAGAAGCACAAAAUCGAAGAGUUGAAGAUGUUCAACAGAGAGCUUGAAUAUCAGUUUGACAGCUUUGAAGAUUGGCUUCACACUUUCAACCUUUAUCGAGGCAAGUGUUCGGAUGAUGCUAAUGUUGAGCAGAAUGCAGCUGAUGAAGACAGACUCAUUGGCAAAUUCAAGGGAUCCCUGUGCAUCUACAAAGUCCCAGUGUUUGAUGAGGUGUCCAGAGAAAUGGGCUUUGAUUCCAACAUGGGCAUGUUCCAGAACAUCCCACACAACGACCCCGUUAACAUCCUCGUCCGAGUCUAUGUGGUCAGGGCAACAGAACUGCAUCCUGCAGACAUCAAUGGGAAGGCCGACCCAUAUAUCGCCAUCAAGCUCGGAAAGACAGAGAUCAAAGACAAAGAGAACUACAUCUCUAAACAACUCAACCCUUUGUUUGGAAAGUCUUUUGAUAUUGAAGCGACGCUCCCAAUGGAUUCCACCCUCACCGUGUCCAUCUACGACUGGGAUUUGGUGGGAACCGAUGACCUGAUUGGGGAGACCAAGAUUGACUUGGAGAACCGUUUCUACAGCAAGCACAGGCCAACCUGUGGUCUCAGCGCCAGCUACGCUAUCCAACAAUACAUUGUAUGGGUCAAAAUUAUCGAUUUUUCUUUUAUGCCAAAAAUCAUUAGGAUAUUAAGUAAAGAUCAGUACGGCCCAGGGGGACGAGUGAAAGUGGCGAACAGAGUUUACACGGGACCGACUGAAAUUGAGGAUGAAAGUGCACUGAAGAAACAGACGGAUGAGCACCUGGCUCUUGCUGUACUAAACCGCUGGGAAGAUAUUCCACAGAUCGGCUGCAAACUCGUCCCAGAGCACGUGGAGACGAGGCCUCUCCUGAAUCCGGAUAAACCUGGGAUGGAGCAGGGAAGGAUUGAGUUGUGGGUGGACAUGUUCCCGAAGGACAUGCCUGCGCCUGGACCCGCUCUCGAUAUUUCACCAAGGAAGCCAAAGAAAUUUGAGCUCAGGGUGAUCGUGUGGAACACAGACGAAGUCGUUCUGGAAGACGAUGACAUUUUCACAGGGGAAAAAUCCAGUGACAUAUUUGUUAGAGGAUGGCUGAAAGGUCAACAAGAAGACAAGCAGGACACAGACGUCCACUAUCACUCUCUGACCGGAGAGGGCAAUUUCAACUGGCGCUUCAUUUACCCCUUCGACUACCUACAGGCCGAAGAGAAAAUCGUCAUCUCAAAGAAAGAGUCCAUGUUUUCUUGGGAUGAGACUGAGUAUAAAAUUCCUGCCCGACUGAAUUUGCAAGUGUGGGAUGCGGAUCACUUCUCUGCAGACGACUUCCUGGGUGCAAUUGAACUAGACCUGAAUCGAUUUCCUCGUGGUGCGAAGACAGCGAAGCAGUGCUCCAUUGACAUGGUGAUUAACGAGCAAGACAUGCCCAUGGUCAACAUCUUCAAACAGAAGAGAAUUAAAGGCUGGUGGCCAUUUGUGGCACGAGAUGAAAACGACGAGUUGGAAAUUACAGGGAAAGUAGAAGCAGAGCUUCACAUGCUGACAGGUGAGGAGGCCGAGAAGAGUCCUGUUGGUGAAGGACGCAAUGAACCAGAGCCUCUGGAGAAACCAAACCGCCCCGACACUACAUUCCUGUGGUUCCUUAGCCCGCUAAAGGCAAUCCACCAUCUCAUCUGCAAACAGUACAAGUGGCUGGUCAUCAAAAUUGUGUUGGCGCUGAUGCUUCUUGCCAUUCUGGCCCUGUUCCUCUACAGUAUGCCUGGCUAUAUGGCCAAGAAACUCCUGGGAGUCUGAGAGAUUCAAUCAG
This is a messenger RNA of Sinocyclocheilus rhinocerous, 5338 nucleotides long. Its product is annotated as otoferlin. Gene Ontology annotation, cellular component: synaptic vesicle membrane; presynaptic active zone membrane. Gene Ontology annotation, biological process: plasma membrane organization; synaptic vesicle priming. Lineage: Eukaryota; Metazoa; Chordata; Actinopteri; Cypriniformes; Cyprinidae. The record is from RefSeq and is a predicted model, not a curated record. Gene Ontology annotation, molecular function: calcium ion binding; AP-2 adaptor complex binding.